UGUGUGCGUGUAUGUGCGUGUGUGUGUGCGUGCGUGUGUGUGGAUGGGGCUGCCUGAGUGAGAGAGGGAGAGAGUGAGCCGUGUGCUGUGGUUUAUCCUAGUCCUAUGCGGAUUUCAUCACUGACUGGCUGCCCGAGCGGCUCGCAUCAUCCAGGGUAGGCCGAGAUUUAGACGCUGGCAUCCCCAUUCAAGGAUUUCUAAGAGACUCACAGAUCGGCUCUUGUCUCACGUUUGCCGGAUAUAGGUGCGGGGUGGAUAAUUGUGGUUGCCCUGCAUAGCCGAUCCCAGCGGAGGGGAUAUAAUCGACACUGAGGACUUGGCGAGGAGGAAAACAGAGAGGCUCAGUGGACAAGGCGAGAGAUGAGCAAUGGGCAAGGGGCGUCCUGUGACUCCUGACAGAGAAGAGGAGCCUUCAUUGCCAUAGCUACCUCUCCUCUCCCCUUUCACCCCCUUUCUUCACCUGUUGAGUGUCUGUUUUUCACUUUCUAUCCCUCCACAUCCUACAUCACCUGUCACCAUGACAACCUCAGCCCUGCGCCGGCAGGUGAAGAAUAUUGUGCACAACUAUUCAGAAGCAGAGAUCAAGGUUCGCGAGGCCACUUCAAACGACCCAUGGGGCCCGUCCUCGUCUCUAAUGUCCGAGAUUGCUGACUUGACCUUCAACGUGGUGGCGUUUGCUGAGGUCAUGGGCAUGGUUUGGAAACGCCUCAAUGACAGUGGCAAGAACUGGAGACACGUUUACAAGGCCCUGACUCUGUUGGAUUACCUGCUGAAGACAGGAUCAGAGAGAGUGGCCCAGCAGUGCCGUGAGAAUGCCUUCACUAUUCAGACGCUGCGUGACUUCCAGUACGUGGACCGCGACGGCAGAGACCAGGGGGCCAACGUGAGGGAAAAAGCGCGCCAGCUGGUGUGCCUCCUCCGGGACGAGGAGCGACUCCGCCAGGAGAGGAGUCAAGCUCUGAAGACCAAGGAGCGAAUGGCCGGGGGAGGCAGCGGAGGAGGAGGCGGCGGCGUCUAUGGAGGCAUACCACCAUCUUACCACCCGGGCAGGCGGACGAGCCAGCCCAGUAUGGCUGUGCUGUACGGGGAGGAGUUCAGCCGCUCCAGAGGCUCUCCGUCCUCCUUUAACUCCUCGUCCUCAUCUCCUCGUGCUGCCUCAGACCUGGAGCAGGCUCGACCUCAGACCAGCGGAGAGGAGGAGCUGCAGCUCCAGCUGGCCUUAGCCAUGAGCAGGGAGGAGAGUCAGAAGGAGCAGCGCUGUCGCCAAGGAGACGAGUCUCUGUUACAGAAGGCCCUGGAUGAGAGCCGGAGAGAGAGCCAGUCAGGGACACAGGAGUCAGCCAUGUUGGAUCUGGUGGACAUAUUUGGCCCGUCAUCUGAGCCCCCGCCUCCUCCUAGUGACCCUUGGAACUCAACUCAGCCCACCUGUGAUGUCACCUCUGACCCCUGGGACUCUGUAGGUGUCCACUCCAGCACUCCUGUGAUUGGUAGCCCAUGGACAGCCCGCCCCUCCUCCUCCAACACGUCCAAUCCUUGGGCCCCAUGUGCCGAGUCACGCACAGACCCUUGGGAAGCAGCGCACAUCUCCUCCAGUCCUGUCAAUCAUGCGUGGGACAGCUCAACAGAUGGAGGUGGUGACGGGACAGAUCCAUUUGCUGCACAGGAAGAGGAGAAGCCUAAACAAGAGGUUCCUCAAGUGUCUCCUCCUCAACCUGCCAGUCCCACAGAUGCAGAGCUGUUUGGGGUAAAGCCAGACUCGGACCCAUUUUCUGGAGCGGAUUCUAAACCAGAUCUGUUUGGUGCCGAGCCUCCUGUGAAACCCCAGGUAAAUGGCCGAGAGUCUGCCAGCCCAGAGAUGUUUGACCUAUCCCGGCUAGCACCCCCACUCAGCGCCCCGCCUACACGUGUGUGUCGGACCCCAGAGGCCUUUCUAGGACCUACGGGGGCAUCGCUGGUCAAUUUAGAUGCUCUGAUCCCCCCCAACCCUCCCAGCAAGACGCACAAUAACCCCUUCCUCUCAGGUCUGAGUGCUCCGUCUCCCACCAACCCCUUCCACUGCGACCAGCCUCGCCUCACCCUCAACCAAAUGCGACCAUCCUCCACAUCCCCGCUGCCCCCCAACAUGCUCUCGUACAGCCCGUCCCUACCUCUCCCCCUGCCCCACCAGCCGCCCAUCCUCCCGUCCUCUCUCACACAACCUCCCGCCGGACUCCUGGACCUUCCCUCCAACCUCCCCCAGCCCCUGCUCCCUCUCUCUCCACGACCGGCAGCCCGUGCCCAGUCACAGACACAGACACACAGCCACAACCCCUUCCUCUGAGACCCCACCCCCUCACCCUUCAAACUGGUCUGCUGAGGGAGACGACAGAAUGGACUGUUUUUGGAUCAAUCUAUGCUGACUACAGUGAGACUAGUUGAAAUGAGCCUGAGCCGGAUCCUGGUCUGAUGUCAAUGUGCACACUUGAAGUGGAUAAAAACUUGGACUGGAUGUAUUUGUGUCUGUCUAAAAGACACAUCAGCUGCUAUAUUAACCUGAACUCUUGAAGAAAAGCGAACUCACGCACACACCGACACACACCAACACACACACACACACACAAACAUUCAAACAUGCACUCAGGCGCACUUCAGGGUGCACAGACAUGAACAUGCACACACCACCAGACUAACAGGGUGUAUCUUCAAAAAGUCCCUUCGAUGCCUUUUCCCCCCUCAUCAACAGCCACAACUCCGAGCACCCUUCGACCGCAGAGACAGAACUGUUCCUUUGGAAGACUGGGAUGAAGCCACACACUUUGAUUGUCCACCGAGAUUCACCAGGAUCCUUACCGCUGCUGCUUCACCGACGAAAGCAUGAAUGCAUCCCACCCCCCCUCGAGACCCCAAGCUAUUCUAUUCUGCCGAGCACCUGAGAUGAGUUCUUCAAAUAAAUCCUUUUUUUCUGAUGAGUCAAAUAGUAUCUUGAGCUUUCUUGGCACAAUUGAAUCAUUGGAGAUGACCCAAAGUGUGUUACUGUAAGAUUCAAGAAAAACAGCGCUGUUCAAGAACUAAUUGACUCAGGUAUUCCUUCCCACACAUGAUGAUAUCUGUUUUGCAUUGCCUUGUUACCUUGCGAGCUCAAUAGCAUCUGGUCAUAAGUUAGCCAAGUUAUUUGUCCUAUAGGGCGAGUAGCUCAAACAGGAUUCAGGUGGAUUCAAAACUGGACUAAUACCAGCCUAAGCUAGACCUUACUGUCUCAAUCUGGACCUAAACUGAUCACUGAUUGUACCCUAUCGGACCCGCGUGCCUGUCUCUACAGCUGACCCACAAUGCAUUCCCGGCUGGUUCGUAUUGGCGCCAUUGAGGAGGACCUCAGGGAGACCGCUCUGUCCCUCCUCCAAAGAGAUUCAACCUUAGUGAAUGGAAAGGUAUUUAUCUACAGAAAAAAAAUGACAGGGAGAUCAAUGACUAUUUCACAUGUAGGCAUAAAAGCAAGGGAUGAAGAAAACAGUUAAAGGAGGAGGGAGGAGUAAAUAAAAGAUUAAUAUGAAUAAAGUAAAUGAUUUCAGAUGAUGAACUGAUGUAUUCCUCUCCUCUGCUCCUGGUUCACUUCUGUUUUAGAAACAGAGAAUCUGUGACGAGACAAGAUGUUUGGUCAUCACUGCACUGAACCUGGACUUGAAUGUGAAAUGCCUGCUAUAGAUACACACAGGCUUAGUACAUAUGUAUUUAAUAGAAUGAUACCUAUACAGUAUUAUGAAAUAUUAUACCAAUAAAUGAAUGGUGUUUGCAUUAUGA
Lates calcarifer (barramundi perch) is the source of this 3777-nucleotide messenger RNA. It is a transcript of the gene epn3b, whose product is annotated as epsin 3b. Gene Ontology annotation, molecular function: phospholipid binding; clathrin binding. NCBI's taxonomy places the organism in Eukaryota, Metazoa, Chordata, Actinopteri, Centropomidae. The transcript is spliced from 12 exons. The record is from RefSeq and is a predicted model, not a curated record. Gene Ontology annotation, cellular component: endosome; clathrin vesicle coat; plasma membrane. Bases 518 to 2320 code for a protein of 600 amino acids. Gene Ontology annotation, biological process: endocytosis.